This is a messenger RNA of Hyalella azteca, 1421 nucleotides long. RefSeq lists its product as uncharacterized. The transcript is spliced from 10 exons. The record is from RefSeq and is a predicted model, not a curated record. Gene Ontology annotation, biological process: replication fork processing; double-strand break repair via homologous recombination. Gene Ontology annotation, cellular component: nuclear replication fork. Lineage: Eukaryota; Metazoa; Arthropoda; Malacostraca; Amphipoda; Hyalellidae. The coding region runs from base 15 to 1421 and encodes 468 amino acids.
CAGGCGCCCCACUCAUGACGUUUGUGUCUGCUGUAGCUCAGCUACACACGUCCACGCGCGAUAUACUCAUCCAGAGGGAGGCUGGGCGAGCUUUGUGUGCGUUCUGCGCCGCGGCCGCCGAGGUUUGUUGCAGCUCCAGGAACCUCGCCCUUGGCCAACACCGGCUCUUUGAUGGUUGGCUGGAAGGGCUGCUGGGGACCUGUAGCUGCGCUGACCUGCAGCAGCUGCUGGUGAGCAUCACGACGUCGCUGGCGCCCGUGCUCUACUCGGCCGGACCUGGUGCUGCCUCAGGCGACCAGCUGGUGGCGAGCAUAGAGCGCAGCGUGGGGAGCUUCCUGCUGCAGCACAGCACCACGCAGACGCCUCCUGAGGAGCUCUCUGACGCGGCCGCUGCCCUCACCCUCUCACACGCCGCCCUUGCAACCCUCAACCAAGUCACCGUCAUACCCGCCACCAAGAGCCCCUGCAGCUCUAAUAUGGACGCUUCUAACAUCGCCUUUAAGGCUUCUGGUGCCUCUGACUACAGAGUGAACCAUAAAGAAGCAGCAUCCGUUAUUUUUAAUCACUUUCUUUGUAGUGAACGAGUGAACAUAGAGUGUCAGCUGCGUUACCUGAGUGUACUGCUGCUGCCGUCACUCAGCCGCCGCCCUUCCAACGUUGAAGGCCGUCGCUUGCUGGUGACUGAAGUGUCGCUGGUGCCUCAACCUCCAGGUUCCCUGCACGUACAAGAGGAGGCGAUGGUGUCGCGCUUCUUCUGUUACGUCGCGGCGCUGGGCAGUGACAACACUCAGCUCCUCGCCCUUGUUGCCCCCGUUAUGGAGCUGGGCGUCGUCAGAGGCUUCCUGCCCAACCCUCCCGCCUGCCCCUUCGCGGCGUUGCUUUCCCUCGUAAAAGCUCUGUCCAGAGAGCACCAGAAUGCGGCCACUCUUGCUAGUAAACACCAGAUGCAGCGGUGCUGCAUGUCGCUGCUGCAGGGUCUCGACAAGGCAGUUGUGGCCGCCAUGCAGCAAACUCCUCCCCCCUCUCACCUCGCUCAGCUGCUGGCCACGCUCGCUGACGCGGUUCUCCACGCCCCUUACUUACUCUACAACAAGAGUAAAGGAACGAACUGCCCACUGGGAGCUUGGUUGUCGUGCAUUGUGCUGACGAAGGCAUCAUAUAAGUUGGACUCGGUGAUGCCUCUACAUAUCACCAGGCCCAUGCAGCAGUCUCUUCCAAAAUUUGUGCUUGGUUUGUGCUCCCUGCCAGUGCAGCAAGAUGCUUUCCUGAGUCGCCUGGUUCGGUCUGUGCUCACGAACUACAUGCAUCGCUACCCCGCCACUCCUCAACACCCUUGUGUCGUGAUGCUGUGCGGGCUGGAUGGCGCGGACGCCGACGCGGUAGACAGGCUAUAUACUGUCAACCGUCGGGGGAGCUUGUAA